AGGCAACCCAAGCGCUUGCGCUGUCCCUGACCCGGAUUAGCCCAUCUCGAAGGCACUCCGGCCCCCGAGAGCUGUCGUCGGCGCGGGGAGAACCGAAUCCGGCAGGAAUCCUCUCUGGUGGCUCCGCCUCGCGGCUGGCCAGCCAUUCCGGGCACUGGCUGCUCUGAACGAGGCGGUGCCGGUUUGCGGCUGGCGCGCAGAGACGCUGCGCGAAAUGGAGGACUCCGGAGAAGAGGAGGCGGCUGAACCGGAUUGGCUUCUGCCGGAGCCGCCCGGCGGCGGUGAUGGUCGCCCUCGGCCGGGUUCUCUUGCUCCGGGCACAGCCCCAUCAUGUCAUGGCAGAGUGGGGUCAACAGGAAGCACACGGCACCGAAUCAUUGUGCACCUCGACCUGGACUGUUUUUAUGCACAGGUGGAAAUGAUCUGCAAUCCUGAAUUGAGGAGCAAGCCUUUAGGUGUUCAGCAGAAAUACCUGGUAGUCACCUGCAACUAUGAAGCCAGGAACCUUGGGGUCAGGAAACUCAUGUCUGUGAAAGAAGCGAAAGAAAAAUGCGCAGAAUUGGUGUUGGUUAAUGGCGAGGAUCUGACCAAAUAUAGAGAAAUGUCUUACAAGAUUACAGCAUUGUUGGAAGAAUUUUCUCCACUGGUAGAAAGGCUUGGAUUUGAUGAAAACUUUGUGGACAUCACUGAAAUGGUUGAACUGAGAUUGGAACAGUGGGAAAGAGACACUAUUGCAAAAAUCUCAUUCUCUGGCCAUGUAUAUAACAAUCAGACCGUCAACGUACACGAUCCAACACACAUAAGAUUAGCUGCCGGAUCUCAGAUUGCAGCAGAGAUGAGAGAAGCCAUGCACAACAGGCUGGGCCUUACGGGAUGUGCAGGAGUGUCUUCUAGUAAACUACUCUCUAAGUUGGUGUCCGGGACCUUUAAACCAAAUCAGCAAACUGUUCUUUUGCCCGAGAGCCGGCAGGACCUGAUGCUCAGCCUUGCCCACAUAAGCAAAGUGCCUGGUAUUGGCUGUAAAACAGCAAAGCGCCUUGUGAUGCUGGGCAUUGCCACAGUUCAUGAUCUCCAGAUGUGUUCAGCUGCAAUACUAGAGAAAGAGCUGGGAGUUUUGGCUGCACAGCGUGUCCAGAAACUCAGCUGUGGAGAAGACGACUCUCCAGUCACUCCUUCAGGGCCGCCCCAGUCUCUUAGCGAUGAAGACUCCUUUAAAAAAUGCUGUACUGAAGCAGAAGUGAAAAAGAAAGUUGAAGAGCUGCUUACGAAUCUUCUAGACAGGUUAUACAAGGACGGAAGAAAGCCCUAUACCAUAAGGUUAGCCAUUCGGCAGUUUUCUUGUGCCAACAAAUGGUUUAGCCGGGAGAGCCGCCAAUGCCCAAUUCCGCCUCAUGUGGCCCAGAGGAUCGGAACAGGUGACGCCAACAUCAAGACCCAGCUGGUUGCUAUCCUUAUGAAACUAUUUCGUAAGAUGAUAAAUGUGGAUGUUCCAUUUCAUCUUACCCUUCUGAACGUCUGCUUCUCCAACCUCAAGGCCCCUGUUCUGUCCACCAAGCAGUCUAUUGGGUUUUAUUUAACUCGGUUAUCCCCUUCAUCAGGCUCAAGCAAACUUGAUUGCAAAGUGGAAGAUGUGAACACAGAACCCGCAGCUCCAGAAGGUCAGGUGGACACUUGUAAGAUUUUUCCAGGUGAGAGAAACGCUGGAGUUAUACAGACAUCGCUGUUGACUCCAGACUUCCCAGAACAGACCGGAGUUCCUGAAUUCCCACCUCACUUGCUUCCAGUUGGCAUUGACUAUGAUGUGUUUAAUCAGCUUCCAUGGGACAUUAAGGAGGAAAUUAUUUCUAGCCAGAUGGCAGACAGGAACACUGCAGCAACUGCUUUGAGUUGGACGUCAUGUUCCUCAAGGGAAGAAUGUUUGGACAAGGCACAAGACCAAAUGAAACCUGCUCCUUUACAUUCUGAAAGCACCCAUCCAGAACUUAGCUCUUCAGCACUCUGUGACGUUCCGUCCUCCAAUGAAAAGCCAUCACAAUUGCACAGUUGUACCCCCAAAAGUCUUACUUCCCAAACCAAUUAUCCUGAUGCUGCUGGAAAUGCAUUAGUCACUGACUGUGCAGGAACUGCGGAUUUUAAACGCUCACCCCCAACUUCAUCUGGGCCGUCUUUUCUCCAGGCCUGCAUACAAGAGAGCCAGAUGCAACCAAGUAAAGAAGCCUUCCUUGACGAAGGUUGGAAACAUGAUUCAGAACUUGUCCUUCCUCCUAAUAUUGAUCCAAAGACAUUUUCUGAGUUGCCUGCAGAGAUGCAGAGGGAACUACUGGCUGAAUGGAAAAGUCGAGAUCCUGUUUCCAAAUUGCGUGCCAGCAAAGCCCCCAGCAAGCUCAAAAGGCAAAAGAAAGGAGAACUGCCUUCACCCCAACAGUCAAACAGUUUAUUACGAUAUUUCAAACCAAACUAAUUACUGUGUGCACUCAGCAUAAAGGUGUAGAUAUUCUGCAGCUGGUGUAGAUAUACUGCAGCUGCGACUCUAGACCCUGAACAAGAGUUCUAUAGCAAGUGGGGAGGAAGGCUCAAUUUUUAAAAAUACAAUCCCAUGGUUGGUUGGUUUUUUAAAUCUCCCAGCAUAUAGACACCUAGCAUUCCAGGCAAGAAUCUUUCCCCUUGAUGUGCUAGUUUUCUGCAUAGCAGGGUGUUUUUAGUACAUGUGGGCACAUUCAAAAAUGCACUGUCCAACCCCACAGCCUGAUGCAUUGCAAAUAACCCGACCUAUGACUUUUGCUGAUAAUUGCUUUCCUUCUCAAAUGUGAUUGUAUUAACAUUGGGGGAAUAUCACAAGUGAAGGUAGAGCUGGGCUUAAAAAUACCUUGGCAGACAUGUCUAACCACUCCCCAUCAUAGAUACGGUGGCAUUAAGUUUUCUGAUGUCUGGGACAGACAGGCAGAAAAAUGAGAGAUGGGUGGAGGGGAGAAUCACUGCAGGUUCUCCUUCCUACAUUACCCUUUGUAAUUUCAAGAUUGCAUUACAAGGAGACAUGAGGAUAUGGGCCUGGAAUUUUCUGAGAGGAGAAAAGUUGAAGGACACAAGGUGUUGACUCCCAUCCUUUCAAUGUGGACACGGCUGAUAAAGAAUCCUGGGUGUGUUAGACAUCAUGAUAUGGUUAACUGUGCAAUAGGACUGUUAACUUCUUCUGACCAUCCAGUACAAAAUCUCCUUCCCAUCAGAGUAUGAUUUUUAGAGUUGCAUCCGGGAAGGAUCCUGUACUCCUUAAAGCAGGGGUUCUCAAAGCUGGGUUGGCAGAUGUGGUCAGAAUAUGUCUCCCAUCAUUCCCCAGCCACAGUGGCCAGAUUUUGGGAGCUAUUGUCCAACACCUGGAGACCCAAGUUUGAGGAGCAAGGUGAGGUGUUAAGUGUCGCGCCUGUCCCCAGUCCAAGCACUGUAGGUUACACUGGCCAGGUGUGUGUCUCCUACACUCUUACAACAGCUGCUAGAGAGAGAGAGAAGCCUUGCCCAGGAUGGCAUUUGGUGGCCUGCUAAGUCAGCCUCUUGGUUCUUCUUUGCUCAAUGUAUAUAUAUAUUUUAAUCUUGUUGUAAGAGUUUCUUUCAUUCCUGCAGUUGGGAGAAAAGGUAGUUUCUUUUGUCUUAACCUUGAAAUAUACGCCUUGUGAGUGGAACAAGGACUUUGGAACAUAAAUAAAAUACUGCAAAUUAUUAAUACGA
Hemicordylus capensis (graceful crag lizard) is the source of this 3720-nucleotide messenger RNA. It is a transcript of the gene POLI, whose product is annotated as DNA polymerase iota. Gene Ontology annotation, molecular function: damaged DNA binding; DNA-directed DNA polymerase activity. The coding region runs from base 215 to 2461 and encodes 748 amino acids. Gene Ontology annotation, biological process: translesion synthesis. The record is from RefSeq and is a predicted model, not a curated record. The transcript has 10 exons. NCBI's taxonomy places the organism in Eukaryota, Metazoa, Chordata, Lepidosauria, Squamata, Cordylidae.